GUUUGUUAUGUGGCCAACAAAUACUCCAAAUCAGACUCGCAAAAGGGGAAUUAGGGUUUCAUCAGCUCAGAGGAAGAGGAAGAGGAAGAAGAAGAAGACGAAUCUUCGUACAAUUUCGCCAUCAAGCUUCCGGCGAUGUCGACGACGACGACGAUCUCUUGCUUCUCCCUUUCUCUUCCUCGAGUCACCAUCCGUAACAAACCCACAAACCCUUCCUCUCCGUUCCUCUUCCGAUCCAACUCGAGAUUCCGACCCCUAACUCUCGCCGCAUCCGCCUCAACUUCUCCGAACAGUUUCAGCGACGAUGGCUUCUCCCUCGACGAUUUCGCACUCCAUUCCGAUUCUCGAUCACCCAAGAAGUGCUUAAUUGCAGAUGUUAUCCAAGAGAUUGAACCGUUAGAUGUGAGUCAGAUUCAGAAAGAUGUUCCACUCACUACUUUGGACGCUAUGAAGAGAACAAUCUCGGGAAUGUUGGGUCUCCUCCCUUCUGAUAGGUUUCAAGUCCACAUCCAAUCUCUUUGGGAGCCUUUGUCUAAGCUUUUGGUCUCUUCCAUGAUGACUGGGUAUACAUUGAGGAAUGCUGAGUAUCGGCUUUUCCUCGAAAAAAACCUUGACAUGGAUGAUGAGGACUUCGAAAGCCACACUAUCGUGAAAGGGACUGAUACGGAACCGGAUGACGUUUGUGUUGAAAACAAUGGUUCGUCCACAAUGGAUGGUAAAACGCAAAGCCUCUCUGAAAUGAUUGAUAAAGAAGGUCUUGGCAGAGUUUCCUCUGAAGCUCAAGAAUAUAUCUUCCGUUUGCAGUCACAGUUGUCUUCUGUUAAAAAGGAAUUACAAGAAGUGAGGCGAAAAAACGCUGCCCUUCAAAUGCAGCAGUUUGUUGGCGAAGAGAAGAAUGAUUUGUUAGACUAUUUAAGAUCGCUGCAACCUGAGAAGGUAGCUGAGUUGUCAGAACCCGCGGCUCCUGAGGUGAAAGAGACAAUCCACUCUGUUGUUCACGGUCUUCUCGCAACCCUAUCACCGAAAAUGCACUCUAAAUUGCCAACAUCAGAAGCUCCACCUACUGAAACUGUGAAUGCAAAAGGCGACGAAGAUUGUGCUGAACUUGUAGAGAACACUUCGCUUCAUUUUCAGCCUCUGAUCUCACUAACUCGAGAUUACCUUGCUCGUCUUCUCUUCUGGUGCAUGCUGUUAGGACACUAUCUCAGAGGUUUGGAAUAUCGAAUGGAACUAAUGGAGGUUCUAAAUUUGACAUGCGAUGCUAAUGGGUCUGAAAACGUUGCUUGAAGCUAUCUUUAUUUUUCUCAAUAUCGUCUUAAAUCUUUUGUAUCACCGGCCUUUGCUUACAUACUUGAACCAACAAAGUGUGCAAGUGGAGGGGAAGACUGGCCAGCGUUGGAGCUUUAGAUCAUGCACAUAUAUGCAGUUUGGCGUUAGCCUGGCAAUUCAUGUGCUAGGAAAACUAAAACUUAUGAGAUUGCUCUUGCUAAAAUUUGUUUUGUAUUUGCAGUAUUGUAUUGGUGGACCUGUAAAGCAGUAAAGCUAAAUGUAACUGUAUUUGGGAAUAUACUUUGUCUUGUCAUUAAUAUAUGAAGGAAUGACAUGAAA
This is a messenger RNA of Brassica oleracea var. oleracea, 1608 nucleotides long. RefSeq lists its product as uncharacterized. Bases 136 to 1287 code for a protein of 383 amino acids. The record is from RefSeq and is a predicted model, not a curated record. NCBI's taxonomy places the organism in Eukaryota, Viridiplantae, Streptophyta, Magnoliopsida, Brassicales, Brassicaceae. The transcript has 6 exons.